This is a messenger RNA of Hordeum vulgare subsp. vulgare (domesticated barley), 1431 nucleotides long. Its product is annotated as serpin-Z7-like. Gene Ontology annotation, molecular function: serine-type endopeptidase inhibitor activity. The record is from RefSeq and is a predicted model, not a curated record. The transcript has 2 exons. Bases 117 to 1310 code for a protein of 397 amino acids. NCBI's taxonomy places the organism in Eukaryota, Viridiplantae, Streptophyta, Magnoliopsida, Poales, Poaceae.
GACCUAAACGCACCUGUUAAAUAUCCACCCAACACCCAUGCACACUGUACUUCCCAGUCAUUCCGUCUUCUUCUCUCAGAUCUAAGCAAAAAGUCAGACGAACCACAACCACCGCCAUGGCAACCACCCUCACCACCGACCUCCGCCUCUCCAUCGCGCACCAAACCCGAUUCGGCCUCCGCCUCGCCUCCGCCAUCUCCUCCGACCCCGAGUCUGCUGCCACCAACGUUGCUUUCUCCCCGGUCUCGCUCCACGUCGCGCUCAGCCUCGUUGCUGCCGGCGCAAGGGGUGCCACCCGCGACCAGCUCGUAGCUGUACUCGGGGGCGGUGGUGCAGGAGAGGCCGAGGCACUCCAAUCACUUGCCGAGCAGGUGGUGCAGUUCGUGCUCGCCGACGCGUCCAUCAACUCCGGCCCGCGCAUCGCCUUCGCCAACGGUGUUUUCGUCGACGCGUCGCUCUCGCUCAAGCCAUCCUUCCAGGAGCUCGCCGUGUGCAACUACAAAUCUGAGGUCCAGUCCGUGGACUUCAAGACUAAGGCUCCUGAAGCUGCUACUCAAGUGAAUACCUGGGUAAAGAAUGUCACCGCAGGUCUCAUCGAAGAGAUCCUCCCCGCGGGGUCUAUUGCCGAUACAACUAGACUAGUUCUUGGUAAUGCACUUUACUACAAAGGAAUUUGGACCAACAAGUUUGAUGAAUCUAAAACAAAGUAUGAUGAUUUCCACCUUCUUAAUGGGAGCACUGUUCAAACACCAUUCAUGUCUAGUACAAAUAAGCAGUACCUUUCAUAUUCGGACGACUUGAAGGUACUUAAGCUUCCAUACCAACAUGGUGGGGACAACAGGCAGUUCUCCAUGUACAUUCUUCUUCCUGAAGCACAUGACGGUCUCUCAAGCUUGGCACAAAAGUUGAGCACUGAACCAGAUUUUUUGGAGAACCGUAUCCCAACGGAGGAGGUUGAAGUCGGACAGUUCAUGCUCCCAAAGUUCAAGAUAUCUUUUGGAUUUGAAGCAAACAAAUUGCUCAAAACUUUGGGUCUUCAACUGCCAUUCAGUUUGGAGGCCAAUCUUUCGGAGAUGGUGAAUUCUCCCAUGGGCCUAUACAUCUCAUCUGUUUUUCACAAAACGUUUGUUGAAGUAGACGAAGAAGGAACUAAGGCAGGAGCAGCAACCGGCGAUGUGAUUGUAGACCGGUCACUACCCAUAAGGAUGGAUUUCGUCGCUAAUCACCCUUUCCUCUUCCUUAUUCGAGAAGACAUCGCCGGUGUAGUGCUCUUCAUUGGUCAUGUUGCCAAUCCCGCUGUGUCUUCAUAGUAUGUUUACCCUAAAUCAGUGUCUUGUAAGUUAAUUACCUAAACUGUUACAUGUAAGUGAUGGGUUUCAACAUUCAAUAAUGCUGCCGGUAUAAUAAAUUAAAUAAAUUGUUUUUAAGAAA